AUGGACCAUGAUCUCCAGCGAUCCGCUUACCAAUUAGUGCCCAACAACCCAACUCUGCCCCCUUCUCACCGUCCUGUGGGCGGGGGAGUCAUGGAGGAGCAGGAAGUACCAUUGCAGCUCGCGAGUGGGGGUCCUGUGGAUUCCUUGGGGAGUGACUGCAAAGAUUCUUUUGGAGCUUCAGGUCCCUUGGAUGGGGUAAAAGGUGAAUUUCUGGUUCUUGAAGAAUUUGCCACAUUUGACUCUCCAGGAGUACAGAGGUGUCCUGGUAAGCUGGUGUCAUUUCAUGAUGUUGCUGUGCGUUUCAGCUGGGAGGAGUGGCAGCACCUGGAUCUUGCUCAGAGGACCCUAUAUAGAGAUGUAAUGCUGGAGACCUACAGCAACCUUGUGUUCUUGAGAAUAUCUAGGGCAAAACCAAACAGGUUCUUUCCUGACUAUCUCUUGCCUUCUCUCCUGGCCAUGCUACCAGAACAUUCUGUUCAUUGUCAACAGCAAGAAAGAAUGAAAGGAUUUCUGAAGCUGAUGUCAUUUGAUGAUGUGGUUGUGGACUUCAGCUGGGAGGAGUGGCAACACCUGGAUAUUGCUCAGAGGACCCUCUAUAGAGAUGUAAUGCUAGAGACCUACAGCAACAUGGUGUCCUUGGGGCAUCAUAUUCCUAAGCCUAACUUGAUUGUCAAGCUGGAGCAAGGUGCAGAACCAUGGAGACGAGAAGACUCAGACAAGAAUCUCACAGAUGUCCAAGCAAUGAAGGAUGUGACUUCCUGCCAGGAAAGUCCAGAUGAAUAUCUACGUGAAGUAUCAGUCACAAAUAGUAACACAGUGGAAGAAAGAACGAGAUUAGUAACAACUUCUAAUUUGAGCUCAAAAGAUAAACUAGAGCUGAUUAGGAAUAAUGGGAACUCUUUAGGGAUGAGGACUGAGGUGUUCAUUGAGUAUCAGAACAUGCUUCCCUAUGGUGAGCCUGAUGAGGUGCAUGUUGCAUAUAAGCCUCCUGACCAAUCCCUCAGAUAUUUAGAUCAUUUUAGUCAAAAGGAUAAGAGUCCAAAUGAGCUGCAGUAUUUUGAACAUAGUGGAAAAAGGAAGGUAUUAAACUCAGAGAUCAUAUUCUUUAGCCGUAAUUGGGUUCAUGUGAGAGAACCCUCCUGUAAAUAUAAUGAAUAUAGAGAAGAUUAUAAUAAGUCUACAUUCCUUGCACAAGGAGUACAUCAGGGAGGGAAAACCACACCUGAAUGUGCUGUAUAUGGAAAUUUGUUCUACUUAAGACCUAUAGUCAGUACACAUCAGAAAAUGUACAAGGGAGACGAUCCUUGUAUUUGUAGUGAAUGUGAGAAAUUUUUCAGGAAGAAAAUACACCUUACAAAACCUCAGAGCAAAUAUCCAGAGGAAAAAUCCAAUGAGUAUAUCCAGUGUGCAAAAUCUACCUCUCAAAAGUCAAACCUGACUUUCCAACCUCAAACACCCAUAGAAGACAAACCUUAUGAACAUGAGGAAUGCAGGAAAUUUCAGAAGUCAGCUCUCAGCAGGCAUCAGAGAGCUUACAUGGAAAAGGAACCUUAUGAAUGCAACCAAUGUGGCAAAUCUUUUACCUGUAAGGAACAUCUUGAUGUUCAUCAGAGAAUACACAUAGGAGAGAAACAUUAUGAAUAUAAGAAAUGUGAAAAGUCCUUCACCCAGAAGUCAAACCUCACUUUGCAUCAGAGUACACACACAGGAGAGAAACCUUAUGAAUGCAACCAAUGUGGAAGAUCUUUCAGAAUCAAGUCACACCUCACUUCACAUCAGAGAACACACACAGGAGAGAAACCUUAUGAAUGCAACAAAUGCGGAAAGUCUUUCAGAAGGAAGUCACAUCUCACUUCACAUCAGAGAACACACACAGGAGGAAACGUUAUGGAUGUAACACGAGUGGGAAGUCUUUCAGAGGCAAGUCAGACCAUUUUGCAUCAGAGAACACACACAGGAUAGAAGCCUUAUGAAUGUAGCAAAUGUGGAAAGUCUUUCAUACGGAAGUCAUUCAUCCCUUUGCAUGAGGGAACACACACAGGAGAGAAACCUUGUCAAUGUAACAAGUGUGGAAAGUCUUUCAGAAAAGAAGUCAUACCUCACUUUGCAUCAGAGAACACACACAGGAAAGAAACCUUAUGAAUGUAACAAAUGUGGAAUGACUUUCAAGUGGAGAUCAGAUCUUGGCAGACAUAACAGAAUUCACACUGGUGAGAACCCUUAUGAAAGUAACAAAUGUGGAAAGUCUUUCCCCUGAAAGAUAUACCUCAGUGAUCAUCAGCGAAGUGACUCACCUAGGAGAAAAGAAAACUAAUGAAUAUAGCAAUGUGCAAUGGCCUUUAAUGAGAAAUCAGUCCCCAGUGUAUCCAAAAACCUACACAGGCGAGUAUAGUAAAUGUAUAAAAAACACUUUUCCAGAAGUCACAUCUUUACAGGUAUCAGAGACCUGGACCCAUGACAGAAUCUCUGUGAAAGUAACUGUUAGAGGAGUUUGGUCAACCAGCAGUCAACUGAUUCAUGGCAGAGGUAAGCUAGGUUUAAUGGGAAACUAUUCUUUACACUCUGGUAGUCAGUGACCCAUUUCUCAUUCUCUCAUUGUGUUGCGUGGGGAUGAUGUAGCUGCAUUAUUUAAAGGAUUUGGACACAGUAAUAGACAUUCACUACUUCCAGGCUUGCACAGUAAUUAAAAGAGUGAAGUCUUUUAUAAGAAGGAAUGGUUUUUCACAGUAAUUUUAUAAGCUCUUCUCAGAAAUAAGAGCUGCAGGCCUUUCGGGCUGGAGUCAGAUCAUCUACAAGG
Molecule: messenger RNA, 2797 nt
Organism: Dipodomys spectabilis (banner-tailed kangaroo rat)
Lineage: Eukaryota; Metazoa; Chordata; Mammalia; Rodentia; Heteromyidae
Product: zinc finger protein 717-like
Exons: 8
Coding region: 1-1962 (653 amino acids)
Biological process (GO): negative regulation of transcription by RNA polymerase II
Molecular function (GO): DNA-binding transcription repressor activity, RNA polymerase II-specific
Source: RefSeq, a predicted model, not a curated record